AGUGAUUUUCGGUUGGCUAUUUCGAGCAUCCGGAGACCAAUCAGAGCCAAUCGGAGCGGCAGCAUGACCUCGGCGCUCCGGCUGACCCCGCACCUCAUCGAGGCCGUUGCACUGGAAGGCCGCUGCGGUAUCUCUCUGCGCCAGCUGCUCGAACACCACGAGAGCAGUGGCGACGCAGCAGUGCGCACAGCUUGCUGGCACGUGCUUCGCGCAUCGGGUCUCUUGCCGCCGCACCCGAUCGCAUUCUUUGCCGACGGCGCGCGCCUAACUGACGCCCCUGUCGCGCUGGCUGACGCACUCGACAUUGUGAUCGUCGCCUCAGAGGACCUACGUCUGCGCGCGCUGCACGUCACACCGUCGGGCGACCUCCCGCCGACACAGCUUUUGAUCCUGGAGACCGUCGGCCGCACGCGGGCAAAAGGAAUAUCUAUGAUGGACCUCACGACGGCCGUCUCGGAGGCAGCAAACGGUGAGAAGAAAGUGAAGAGCAAGACGGGCGACAUCCGCGCCGUGCACCACCAACUGGACCGGCUCCUCAGCUUGAAGCUUGUCGUGAAGAAGAUGUUGCAGAUCCUUGGUCAGGGUCGACCGCAACGGUUCAACGUCAUAUUACUCGCGCGGUUUGCCAACGACUUUGACCACGAAGCGCUCUUUCCUGGCGCGAUACUCGAGGAUGACCUCGCGUGGAAGCAGCGCACAGUGAUCGAAAUGCUGCAGUACAUGUCGACGCACAACGUGUCGCAGUGUGUUCUCGCCGACGCGGUCCGGGGCACGAUCGCGGAUCAAAAAUACAAGCUCGAGGCCUUCAAAAACUACAUCAUUGCCGAAGGCCAGCGUCAGGCGUCGUCAUUCCCGGUCGAAAUCUUUUCGGCCAUCGUCGGGACGGACACGAAGCGCAAGUUGUGGUGCGUCAAGCGCCGCCAGAUUGAGCCAGAGCCAGACCCGUUUCCCGGCUUGCCACGGUUGGGCCUCGAGUCGGGCGUCAUGCACCAGAUCCACCAGCUUAUCCAGAUCUCGGGGGGCAUCACGACGCCCGAAAUCCGCAGCCUUCUCGAAAUUCCAGGACCGAAGACCACGUACCGCUUACUUAGCACUGCAACGUCAGCGUACGCCGUCCGCAUGACCAAGGUUGUCGUCGGGCGCAAUUCGGUCUUCAAGCUUUUCCCCAUGGCGCCGGACGACACAGCACCCAAGCGCAAGCGCGACAGCAGCUGUGACGAAGAGGACAUGGAGGACGUCAAGCCGGAGCCAGAGCGCCGAGGAACGUGGAAGCGCCCGUGCCACGGCCACAGCUUGAAGCGAAACUCGGCGGCGAUGGACGCACCGACAGACGACACGGCGUCUCUCCGGAAGGAGCACAUUGCGGCGCGCGUCGCCAAAGAGCGCAUCGUUUCGCUCUAUUCACUGCGUUCGUCGAUCAUCGAGAUGGAAAACUUCCACGAAGGCACGAAGAACAUCCAGUUCAUCGCGGGCCAUCGCGUCGACACGCGCUCGAUCCAGCGGCUCCUCGAUAGCCUGCAGGGUGAAGGCCACCUCGAACAGCGCGCUGUCGCCGUACCCAUCAAGACGGCAUCUGUGCCCGGUACGACGCGCAAUGUCUCGGUGGCGUUGGCAUCGGACGUGACACCGAACGAGCUCGAAGCGUACCUUGCGCGUUACAGUCGCGACACGCGCGUGCAACGACUCAACACCAAAGUGUUUACCAACCCGCGGGUCGCGGUGCGGGAUGGUCGGGUCACGCAAAUCGACCCAAGCGCGAUCAAGUACAUGAUGAAGGCCAAACUCCACUCGGUGCACAAGGCUGACCUCGCGCGCACCAAGCAAUCGCGCUCGCUUGGUCUGUGCCACGGUAUGAUGCACCGAUGUCGCGUCUAUCACCGACUUCUCUUCGAGUACCUGCACACGACGACAAUAGCUGCCAGUGGCAACGAGGACGUGCUCACAACCUUGUUGAAGCAAGCCUCGACGCCCACCGCCAUCGUCUUCUCGCUGGACGCGAUGCUCGCAGCGAUGCGUGUGCGCCAGUACAUCGGUAUUUUUGGCAUCGGCCACGUGCUCACACCCGACGAAUACGCGACCGUGGAGCGCGUGCUGUCCGCGGACGCGACUCUCAGCGCGCUUGAUGACGGCCUUCGGCGUAAAGUCACGUACCGCCAGACACGGCGGUGUCUGCGGCUCCUUAACAUGCUCAAGUCUCUCCAGCUCGUAAGCACGUACCGACUUCGACUCGAGCAGUUGCUGCAACAUGUACACGCCAACGCCAACGCCAACGCCAAGCGCAACGAAGACGUCGAGGUGCUUUUGCGCGACCAAGCCGACGUGGGCCGGAGUAACCUCCUCUUGGUGUGGCACACGCACGGUCAACUUCUCCUCGAUGACAGUGCGGGCGUUUGGGCGACCGAGUCGAUCGGCCGCGUGAUUGCGACCCGGCACCAGUACUCGUUUGGUCAUGCGAUUCCACUCCGAAUGGACUUCACAACCGUCGACAAGGUCGAUCUCUACUGGGAGGCGCUGCAAUGUGUUGCGCUCGAGUCGCUUUCGUUCGCGGCAGGCCCGGGCCAGGUUCAAGCCUUUCCCAAGCCGCUGGUUUUCUCGCACGUAAACCUUCUCGUACCGAUCUCGUGGACAUCACGUACGCAGUCGGAGCGCUACAAGAACCGAAAAGCGCGCGAAAAGGAGCUUCGCGCUAUCAUCCCCGGCUCGAGUCGCGUACCGCGGCCCCGGCGUCGAUCACCGUACGCGAAGCCGCGCCUCGCGAAGGCCGCCAAACGCCGCAUCACUGUCGAGGUCGAUCAUGUCGACUUUACGCCGGACGAAGACAACGAGAUUCUCGAAGCUUACUUUAAACAGCUCGAGGCCAACUGGCGGGUUUCCGUGCCUGAGGAUAUGCAAUGUGAGAACGAAAGCGUUCUCGUCCGAGCACCCCACGCUUGGCGCGUCAACUUCUCGGUCGCCACUAUCGGGCGAGCACUUCGACCGUCGCGGCCGCCCAGUGCGGGACCACUUCGGCGGCGCCUCGCCGAGCUUCUUGACCAAGUGAGCUCCAAGCAAGCACUCGUGGACCUCCACAACCGCGUUUUCGGCCAGUCGGUUUUCGUUGAAGAAGACGCCGUGAUGACGCAGCCGCGCAUGACCGCACUACUUAAUCGUGUGCUGAUGAUUGUGCUCUGCCCGGACGCGUCGUAUCUGCAAAUGGCCGCGGAGCACCUGCUCUUGCACUGGACGCGCAGGGAAAUCAACACAGUUUGGCGCCUCCUCUGGCUGCGCGGCUGGAUCGUGCACGCAACGACUCCAACCCACCGUCAACUUCAACGCGGCUACGUUCUCUCGAGGAAGCUCCUCAUGCUUUGGCGCGACGGCGUGCGGUUCCCACUCUCCAUGUUUGAAGAGGCUGCGGAGCAAGCUGCUGUCGUUGACGAUGCGCUCGAAGAUGCUGAUGACAAUGACGACGGCGGCGUUCAGCUUACCGUCGGCGCACCGCUGACGCAUGCUGCGUUCGUCCUCGGUCGUUGCUCAUUUUCGAUCGAGUACAAGUCGUCGACUAUGCGGGGCUCAUCAGCAAUCGCACACAAGCGUAAGCGACCGCAGGCAACAGACCGAGCUGGCUUCGGUAUCGCUGGGCACUUGUAUCAACUCCAGCCGCAGGAUGACCCGUGGGUCGUGUCGACCAUCUUCUAUAACCUGCCGACUGAGCAGCCCUCGGACGCAAUGGACGCCUUUACGGCGCCGCUACCGCUGACCAAGAAAGCCCGAAGAACAUUUGUAAUCGACGACGAUGCCAUCCGCGGGCUGCUCGACGCCGCAGCAGAGCAGGGUUGCUCCGCCGCGGAGCUUGCUCUUGCGCUUGAUGCUGAUGACAAUGCGGUGCGCGAGAAGAUCGAGUCGAUGUCGGACGACGUGCUCUGCGUCCAAGCGUAUGUCCAAACGCGAUACGUCUUGCGGUCGUACGAGAAGUUUUGGACAGUGCAGUCGUACGUCGUCGCACCCAACAAUGAAGCCAUUUUCGACACCAAGUCGCCGGGCAAGACCGCGCACCCUUGGCUCAAGCUCAACGGGUCCAUUAACGUGCAGUGGUGGACACGCAUGCAGCGAUCGGCGCUGCAUUUCAUACUUGGUGCCCCCGGCGCUGACGACGUGGCCCUCUGGAAACACAUGGACAAGCUGUUGCCGCUGCAACAGGUGCGCUCUCUACUCGCACAUCUCGUCGCCGAAGACGUCCUGUACGCGCGCGUCGCCGCCAAGCAGCCCAGUGCGCUCUUCUCUGUCGCGUCGCCCGUUGUUGGUGUUCCGGAGGCACCGCUCACCGAAAUUGACCUCGACAAAUGGACUGUACGGUACUUGGCGCCUCCCGACUGCAUCGAGAAACUCGGCAUGCUUCUUCGCGACACCGAAUAAUUCAAACGUCUGCAUCUUCUCA
This is a messenger RNA of Saprolegnia diclina VS20, 4417 nucleotides long. RefSeq lists its product as hypothetical. Gene Ontology annotation, cellular component: transcription factor TFIIIC complex. Bases 64 to 4395 code for a protein of 1443 amino acids. Lineage: Eukaryota; Oomycota; Saprolegniomycetes; Saprolegniales; Saprolegniaceae. Gene Ontology annotation, biological process: transcription initiation at RNA polymerase III promoter; 5S class rRNA transcription by RNA polymerase III. The transcript has a single exon. The record is from RefSeq and is a predicted model, not a curated record. Gene Ontology annotation, molecular function: DNA binding.